Dipodomys spectabilis (banner-tailed kangaroo rat) is the source of this 2158-nucleotide messenger RNA. RefSeq names its product proteasome 26S subunit, non-ATPase 3 (gene Psmd3). Bases 178 to 1776 code for a protein of 532 amino acids. NCBI's taxonomy places the organism in Eukaryota, Metazoa, Chordata, Mammalia, Rodentia, Heteromyidae. Gene Ontology annotation, biological process: regulation of protein catabolic process; ubiquitin-dependent protein catabolic process. Gene Ontology annotation, molecular function: protein binding; enzyme regulator activity. The record is from RefSeq and is a predicted model, not a curated record. The transcript has 12 exons. Gene Ontology annotation, cellular component: proteasome complex; proteasome regulatory particle, lid subcomplex.
CCUGGCAUUUCCCAGAAGACCCUGCGCCGGGAAGGGGUUUGCAGCUGCUCCGUCAUCGUGCGGCCCGCCGCGAGCCCGCGCUGCUGUGCAGGCCUGUCUUGGUUCCUGGUCCCUAGUGCGAGGGUUCACGCGAGGCCCCGGUCUGGGUCCCCAGACUAGGCCGCGACCCCAGGCGCCAUGAAGCAGGAGGGCUCGGCGCGACGCCGAGGCGCCGACAAGGCGAAGCCGCCUCCGGGCGGAGGGGAACAGGAGCCGCCACCCCCUUCAGCCCCUCAGGAUGUGGAGAUGAAAGAGGAGGCGGCAGCCGGGGGCGGCUCCACCGGGGACGCGGACGGCAAGCCGGCGACGGCGGAGCACUCCCAGCGAGAGCUGGACACCGUCACCCUAGAGGACAUCAAAGAGCACGUGAAACAACUGGAGAAGGCCGUCUCGGGCAAGGAGCCACGAUUUGUGCUGAGGGCCCUGCGGAUGCUGCCACCCACAUCACGCCGCCUCAACCACUAUGUCCUUUAUAAGGCCGUGCAUGGCUUCUUCACCUCAAAUAAUACCACUCGAGACUUUUUGCUACUCUUUCUAGAAGAGCCCAUGGACACAGAAGCUGAUUUACAGUUCCGUCCACGCACAGGAAAAGCUGCAUCAGCACCACUCCUGCCUGAAGUGGAGGCCUAUCUCCAGCUUCUCAUGGUCAUCUUCCUAAUGAACAGCAAGCGCUACAAAGAGGCACAGAAAGUCUCUGAUGACCUGAUGCAGAAGAUCAGUACUCAGAACCGCCGGGCUCUGGACCUUGUGGCUGCAAAGUGUUACUAUUAUCACGCCCGAGUCUAUGAGUUCCUGGACAAGCUGGAUGUGGUGCGCAGCUUCUUGCAUGCCCGGCUCCGGACAGCCACCCUGCGGCAUGAUGCCGAUGGGCAAGCCACCCUAUUGAACCUCCUGUUGCGAAAUUACCUACACUACAGCUUGUACGACCAGGCCGAGAAGCUAGUGUCCAAGUCCGUGUUCCCUGAGCAAGCCAACAACAAUGAGUGGGCCAGGUACCUCUACUACACAGGGCGAAUCAAAGCCAUACAGCUGGAGUACUCAGAGGCCCGGAGAACCAUGACCAAUGCCCUUCGCAAAGCCCCUCAGCACACAGCCGUUGGCUUCAAACAGACGGUGCACAAGCUUCUGAUUGUGGUGGAGCUGCUUCUCGGGGAGAUCCCAGACCGGCUACAGUUCCGCCAGCCCUCCCUCAAGCGCUCACUCAUGCCCUACUUCCUCCUCACCCAAGCUGUCAGAACAGGAAAUCUAGCCAAGUUCAACCAGGUCCUGGAUCAGUUUGGGGAGAAGUUUCAAGCGGAUGGGACCUACACCCUAAUUAUCCGACUGCGACACAAUGUGAUUAAGACAGGUGUGCGCAUGAUCAGCCUCUCCUAUUCCCGAAUCUCCCUGGCUGACAUCGCCCAGAAGCUGCAGCUGGAUAGUCCAGAAGACGCAGAGUUCAUUGUCGCCAAGGCCAUCCGGGACGGCGUCAUUGAGGCCAGCAUCAACCACGAGAAGGGCUAUGUCCAGUCCAAGGAGAUGAUUGAUAUCUAUUCCACCCGGGAGCCCCAGCUGGCCUUCCAUCAGCGCAUUUCCUUCUGCCUGGACAUCCACAACAUGUCAGUCAAGGCCAUGCGGUUUCCUCCCAAAUCAUACAACAAGGACUUGGAGUCGGCAGAGGAACGGCGUGAGCGAGAGCAGCAGGACUUGGAGUUUGCCAAGGAGAUGGCAGAAGAUGAUGAUGACAGCUUCCCUUGAGCUAGGGGGCUGGGGAGGGGUGGGGGUGAGUGGGGACCGGCUCUGUCUUUCCCAUUUGGGCAUUUGGGGCUCCCUUGCCUAGGGAACUGGCCCCCUUUUCCUCCACACAGCUCACAGACUGCAUACAUGCAGGGGUGAAGGGUGCUGGGAGCCGGCCACCCCACCUCACCCCAGUGCUCUUCUCCAGCCAGUGACUUGGCACACCACGGGCAGGAGGGUGGGCAGGCGGCCUCCAGGGCAGAGUCCUGCCUAGAGGUGUGGGCAGCAGAGGGGACGGACAGACCCAUGGAUUAGGGCCUGGAGUUGGGAAAUGUUGGGUUGUAUGUUUUCUGAAGCUUCAAUUAUGAUUUUUAAACAAUAAAAAGUUCUCCAAAGCUCUGUA